Owenia fusiformis is the source of this 2293-nucleotide messenger RNA. The record is from the annotation of a GenBank genome assembly. Lineage: Eukaryota; Metazoa; Annelida; Polychaeta; Sabellida; Oweniidae.
UGGGUGGCUGUCAAUUAAUAACAAUGGCAUUGUUUCCCUGAAGUACUGGAAAAGUGAUGAGCAUAUUGGCAGAAAAAAUAUUGGGUAUUUGUACAUGCAGUUCCAAGUAUUCUUCACAAGUAGCGGGGAACUGACAUCAAAGACCUUAUCACAUUUCAAGGAACGAAUAAUCAAAUCUGAAAUUCUAAGAACCAUAUAGGAUAAGAUAAAAGGACAUGAUUUCAUAAGAGACAUGUGUCAGUUCAUUUUAGAACUAAAUUGAAGAAGCAUAAUGUAUGAAGAGGCAUAAUGUAUGAAGAAGCAUAAUAAUGGCAGCUCAACCUCUCACUAGAACUGCCACUAAGCAAAUACCUGUGCCACAUAAAACUAUAGCAUGUCAGGAUUUGUUACAAGAAAGCGAAAACUUUUGCGGAUUUUUGAGAAUCCCACCACGUUUUCGUUUCAUAAAUAGCUCCUCCAAUGAUGCCUGCAGCAAAGACAAGAAAAAACUAAGUCAGUUAGGACAUUUUGUUGGGAAUACUGUCUCCAAAAUGGCAGAUUGGCGUCAGGUGUAUAUUGUACUCUCAAAGGGAUGUGUUUACCACUUUAAUGAUGAAAAGGCAAAGAAACCAUUCGCUGCAUAUUCUUUAUAUGGAUAUGAUAAAGUAACGACAGCUGGUGAUAUCCCACAGUCCGAGACUCCAUGGCCUUUCAAAAUUAUCCAUGCAAAGAAAGAUGAAAAUGCAGAAAAAUCUCGGUACUAUUCCGCUCCAUCUGAGAGAGAAAGCAAGGAAUGGAUGCUUAACUUUAAAAGGGAAAUGGUUUCUGCAAGUGGACAUUUCAGAGAGACUGGUGUGGGCCAAGAUCAUGUGCUGCCCUCUGCUGAUGAGUGGAGGGAUCAACUAGAAGAGCCUAUCUAUAACAGCAGUAGUGAGAUUUCAUCUACGUCAACUCACAAUUUAGAAGAGGAUGAUUCUGAUGAGGAAAACUAUACAAAGAUAAAGGAUGAAGAUCUGGAUGAUGUUUUUCAUAAAGAACCUCGAGACAAACACAAACCAUUUAGUGCAAUAUCAAUGCCCAAGUUUUUAAAAAAAACGAAACCAGGCGUAACUCCGCCCCCAGGUAUUGGAGAGAUCAAUAGUCUACCAAGAAGUCCACAGCAUACUGAGACGCCACCCUCUAAACCCAAUAGGAUGAUUUCUCCAUUGUCCCCAAAGGUAACCCAGUCUCAAAUUACAGAUAAGAUUAAAGCCCUAGGUUUUAGAGACCAACCUGAUGGUGAAGAUGAAAGUAGACAGCACAAACCUGUUGAGAAGAAACCAGCUCUUAAACCAAAGCCACCUUUAAAACCACCAAUUGGAGCAAGAACUUUGGAAUUUGAGCCUAUGGCGGGAGGCCAUCUUAAACCAUCAGAUAUUAAAAAGGGAAGAAAACACUCUACAGACACCGAAAAACCAAAAGAAGCGCACCAUACACUGUCUACCAGGUCUUUCUACAGUUUGCAGUCACAAUGCUCAGUCAACACUGAUGCUCCAGAAUAUUUAGGUUUGCGAGAAGAAGUUGAAGGAGAGGAAGAAUUAAUCAUGGAAGAGCCAAAACCUGAAGAAAGUAAUAACGAUAAUGAGGGGGAGAGUGAGAGUUACUGGUCAGCUGUGUAUUGGUACGGUGCAAGCAGAGAGGAGGCAAAUCAGCUUAUUAAGAAUAUAGGAAUAAAGGGAGUCUAUCUAGUCAGAAAAGGCACCGAGACACAAUGGGUUCUUGUUGUUUACACUGGCGAUGAUACUAGUGAUGUGAAAAAGUAUAAGAUACAGGAAUGUGCUGAUGAGUUCCACAUAGAAACUGGAUGUACAUUUCAGUCAAUACCUCACAUGCUGAGUCAUUACUACUCCCAUUCUCUUCCCAACUCUGAGGUUACAUUGUCUCACCACUACAAGAUGUAUUCCUAGUAUCAUUAUGCCAUUAAAAGGAAUCAAACUCAAAAACAAAGACAAAUUGCAAUCAGCAGGCUAUAUUUGACUUAUAUAUCACUGGGAAGCUACAGGGUGCAGUCCUAACAUUGGUCAGUAUAACUGGGACAUAGACAUAUAUCUGAUAAAAUGUAGGUCAUUCACUGUGAGAUCUAUUUUAAAUUCUUGUACUAUGAUAUACAAAGGCCGAUCCAGAAGUUCUGAUAAAAAUGCUGUAUGUUUUUCAUAAGAAGAGGAAAUUGAAAUUUUUACACAAUUCACAUAAUUCAUAUGGCUAUACAGCACAAAUUUUCACAAAUUUUACCCUGUCCCGCUAUAGCUAUUGAGGUUACCAUAGCAAUCACAAC